ACUUUGCCGUCGAUGCAUUUCCCACUCCCGCCUCUUCGCCGGCGAUGACCGCCGCCUCCCACGUCCUAACCUCCUCGGCUUCUCUAUGACGACUCCUCCGAACCCCUCCCCGCUCCUGUCCUCCCGCCCGAACCCCUCCCUUCCUCUCCACCGCCGCCCCCGGUUCCCCCACUCCCCGGCCGCCGCCAACACCACCGGCGCCGCAUCGGCGCCGGACUGGUUCCGCCCUCGCCGUACUCCGGACUCGGACCCGUCCAUCUCCGGCGGCCGCGUCACCGCGCGUGAUCCUGGCGUUCGCGUCAAGGCCAAGGAGGGCGCCGAGGAGGAAAAAGAUAAGAAGGCUAAGAGGAGGAGAUGGUGGGAGCGCUGGUCGGGGGACAAGGAGAGCUACCUGGUGGACGAUGUGGAGCCGCUCCCCAUCCCAUUGACCGUGCCAGAGACGGAGCCCAUGUCGCGGGAGGAGCUGGACCGCCGGCUCAGCUGCGACGUCGAGAUCGAUGAAUGCAAGACGGUCUCAUACGAGUGGACAGGCAAGUGCCGGAGCUGCCAGGGGACGGGACUGGUCAGCUACUUCAGGAAGAAGGGCAAGGAGACCAUUUGCAAGUGUGUGCCAUGCGCCGGGAUUGGUUAUGUGAGGAAAAUUACACUUCGUGAGGACAUUCAAAAGAUAGACGAGCUAGACAAUGAGAAACUACCAUAGUUUGAAAGGUCUCAAGUCAUUCGGCCUCUGCAAUUUUGUAAAUGCUGCCGAAGAGCUUGUGCUCGCAACCUACACAUUGACUAAUGGUUCUUUCCACUGCACAUUUACUGUUCAGGCACGAUACUAGCUUGGAGGGGUUAUUCUUUAAGCACUGUAAACUUUUGUGUUCAAAAAAAAACAUUGCAAACUUAGCAAUGGUGUCUAGUAAUUGUACCCCUUUUAUCUUGGUUAUUUGCUGAUAGAUAUGAUAACGAUCGAUACAGAAAAGAAAAUAAUAAUUG
This is a messenger RNA of Zea mays, 981 nucleotides long. RefSeq lists its product as uncharacterized. The coding region runs from base 86 to 700 and encodes 204 amino acids. The transcript is spliced from 3 exons. The record is from RefSeq and is marked provisional. NCBI's taxonomy places the organism in Eukaryota, Viridiplantae, Streptophyta, Magnoliopsida, Poales, Poaceae.